ACAAGCUCGAACAGAAUAACACAUGACUUACCGGGGAACUAUUCGCUGUGGAUAAACUGUCUUACUGCAUUGGAUAUAUAGUAUCAACACAAGAAGUCAUUGCUUCGAGGACGAGAAAUGAGCGACCAGUCAAAGCAUAUUCCUGUGAUAGACUUUGCACAAUGUGGUCUUCAAGUGCUUGAAGAGGGUCUUCAGACUGGUGAUGUGUCACUAGUUGGACAAUUGUUGAAAGAAGCGUUCAGCACCGUUGGGUUUUGCUACCUGAAGAACCAUGGUAUUGACCAACAGUUAGUCGACAAAUAUAUGGCUGUUUCAAGAAAUUUCUUUGAGCAAUCGGUUGAAGAUAAAAUGAAACACGCUACGAAGGUUGACAGCUAUUACGGAUGGAUUGCUGUUGAACGGGAGAAGUUAAACCCAGAACGACCUGGUGAUUUAAAGGAGGCCUUCAACUUUAAUCCCGCUGACGACUCCGACGAUUGGUCGGAUGUAGAAUUUCAGCAGACGAGUAUGGACAUGUUCCAAAGAUGCACCGAGCUGUCACAACGUAUAUGCGAUGCUUUGUCCGUUGGCAUAGGCCUUCGACGGAGCUUUCUUCGUGAUGCUCAUAAGUUUGCCGGCAAAAAAGGAAGUGCGACGACACUACGAAGUUUGUACUACCCGCCGAUUCCCGAAGGAUCACCAUUAAAGCCUGGUCAAAUUCGAGCUGGUGAGCACUCAGACUAUGGCUCAAUUUCGCUAGUUUUCCAAGACGAUAUAGGAGGUCUUGAGGCUAACAUUCAUGGGACUGGCUACGUACCCGCAAGUCCGAUCUCCGGAACAGUAUUGGUCAAUAUCGGCGAUUUACUUCAGAGAUGGACGUCGGAUAAACUGUUGGCUACGAAACACAGGGUUGUUGUACCUGAAAAUGAAAUUGGAGGAAAAAAGUGCCGUCAGUCUAUCGUUUUCUUUUUCUACCCCGACUACGAUUAUUUGAUUAAAUGUGUGGAUGGCUCAGAUAAAUACGACCCCAUAACAGGCCUUGAUUAUCUUAAGUAUCGUUACAGCAUUACCUUCUGACAUAGAUUGAAUUUUUAUCACAACCUAGUUCACGAACAAGCUUUUGGCUAUGGCUGCAUAUCCAGAUUUAUAUUUAAAUUUAAACGUUUUUCAAGUGAUAUGUAUGACUGCUAUUGUAAAUGCUGAUCGAAUAUUAUAUUACAUAAACUUGUUAAUCAAGAAUAUGUUUUCGUGAAUUUGUAAAGGAUAUCGUUUCAAAGCGAUUAUCUGUAUUAUCUAAAUGUUAUUUUGUCCGCAGGAGUCGCGCAUUGGGUUUAUCGGCCACUGUUUAUCAUGAUAUAUUUGAGCAAUACUCAGUGUCCACUACAAAGACCCGCACUUUUUGUCUUCAUGAAAACCGACAUUGAAUUAUAGAUGUUCGUUAGUGCUUAUACAUAACAGUACUUUAAUGUCAUGUUAAUGUCAUGUUAAUGUCAUGUUAAUGUCAUGUUAAUGUUAUGUUAAUGUCAUGUAAAUGUCAUGUUAAUGUUAUGAUAAGGUAAUAACUAUAAAGGUAGGUGAUGUUUACGUGUACACACAUUAAAAAAGCAUAAUUUUACAGUUGUCACCGUUUUGAUUAUUUAAUUAUUUGAUGCCAGGAAUUAAAUGACGAUAAUAUCUUAAAUGACACAGAUUUUAUGACGAUAGUUUAUACUCUGAGACCUGGGAGGCAAAAUGCACAUUGUCACAUUUGCUUUCAAUCAAUCCUAGAAACUGUUCGCCAUGUAGUUGUCACCUACCCGAAAUGUUAUUUUAUUAAUUAUUAAGAGUCUUAAUCGUCGAGAUAAAAGAAUAAAUUGUAAGACUUUUCCAAUUUUAACUUAAUUUCGUGGUAUGUUAAUUACAUGAACGCUACCUAAAUCUGCCUACCCCGAUAGGCUUAACCAUUAUGCCAAUCCAGUGAAUAUCGUUGUUUACAUUUUUAGAACAUUACAUAUACAUGUAUGUGUUUUCUUAAUCAUUUAAGGGACCAUGCAUUUGACAAAAAGUAAUGCAUGUGGAACCCACAACGGAAAUGAGCACAUGUUCCAAUCAUAGACGAACUUUCGAAAGCAAAACGGCCCUUCCGGGAGCCUCGCCGUGUGGGUUCAUCAAAGAUUUUGCCUCAUGUACGAUAUGGACGAACAAACAUUUAAUACUGUGCGUUAACAUGCGUCUUAUUGAUUUUGACCUUCUGAGAAUUUAUAUAAACGUUACUGUAACAGUAUUUACAAUGUUACGUGUAAGAUUUUAUAAAAUGAAGAAGUGUAUGUAGAAUAGGCCAAUUUCAACUAUAACUCCACCCCAACUGUCCUGUUUGUUAUUGUCACUUGUUUGUCCAUGUGAUUCUCAUGUUUAUGUAAAUGAGUGUAUGAGGUUAUGUAUGAAAGUGGUCAAACGGGUAUAUUUAUAUUUAACUAACAGUUUCAUUGGCUCUCCUAUUUUUAUCUCACCGCCCUUACUAAUUUUCUAGGUUUCUCUAAUCAUUCCCAACCUAAACGCACAACUGCAAAGUUGUCCGUAUAUAGUUUAUACAUUCAGUUUCAACAUAACUGUCUGAAUCUUAUUUAAAUGAUUGUAUCGUUUCACAGCCUGGUGAGUUAUUAUAUAUAAUUACAUAGAUAACUAUUAGUCGUUCGUUUGUAUUAAUUAAUAUCUAAAUAAUAAUUAAACCCGUUUUGUAUUUGCUUCUAUUUUGUUCAAACACGUGGCCAUU
Molecule: messenger RNA, 2731 nt
Organism: Mya arenaria
Lineage: Eukaryota; Metazoa; Mollusca; Bivalvia; Myida; Myidae
Exons: 2
Coding region: 118-1056 (312 amino acids)
Molecular function (GO): dioxygenase activity
Source: RefSeq, a predicted model, not a curated record